CCGAUCGCCACUGAUGAUUCACAGUCCGUGUCCAUCGGCCGUUUUCAGCACUACAUUAUAAUAUAUAUAUACACACACACCAUAACAAUUUAUCAUCGAUAUCAUUAUUCCGCGUACAGAUGCUGUUAUACGUACCUACCUGUAAGCGUGCAAACCAACUCUUCGGAUAGUAUAAUAAUAAUAAUAAAAAAAGAAAAAUAAUAAUAAUAAUAUACCUAUAUAGUUAUUUAAUCGAGAUAACGCGUCGUUUACAAUAACAACACAAUAUUAUCAUACGUCGAUAAAUAAGCGAUAAAAUAAGUAAAAGAAACCGUUUCGAUCGGCCCGGGCGAUCAGUUCGACGUGAUCUCGCCCGCGAUGCGUUGCUGUAGACGCCGCGCGAACAAUCGAAUGCAGUGCCAAUUGUAAAACGUUUCGAAUUUCGUUUUAGCCGUUUAUGCAGUUUUAUGUUUUUAAUUUUUUUUCCCUCACACUGAUUCGUUUUGUUGUCGUCAAUUUUUAUUUUAUAAUUAUUUCGGUCGAUUUUCCGUGUAGCGACCGGACGCGCAGUGAAAUGCGUCAAGUCGAUUUCCAGACUGCGAUGCCAGUGAAAAACAAAAUAGCAAUUCCGAUUCUGCAGUAACCGCUGUAUCGCUUUUGAUUUUGCGUUCGAGCACCAGAAAAUUGACUCCCGUUCCUGUCAUCAUGUAUAUCAGACACCAGAAAAGAUCUGCGAAAGCGGAAAACGGCCGUCGAUUUGGAUCUUGCGUUGAGAAGAGACCGUGCGGGUUUGAAGCGGCUUGUCGGCAAUUGGAAAACAACUAUUAUAUAUGUAUAUGUCCACAAGACUUGAGUGAGCCCACCGACGACUUGAAAUGUCUCACGAGAAAGACAGUGCCGAUAGCCCCCAAAUCGUUUGUGAACUUGAGCAUCAACAAAAACGAACAUAAACCAUUAGAAACAGUGGUUUAUCCGUUCCCGACCACCAGCCAGCCAAUUAAGACCACAUUAAACCAAACGACAUCAUUACCUCCCACCAAACCGAUGGACGUCAACAUUUUGGGUUAUCUUUUGCGCAUAAACACGUUCAUGCUGUUGGCGGUUGGAAUAACAGCGUUCGUGUCAGUGGCGUUGAUAAUAACCAUAAUAUGGUGUAGUCGCACGUCAAAAGGCUGCUGCAAGUCCAAAACGGCCAUCAGCAACUCACCUGUGGUGUCCCUGAUAAGAGGAGUGAUCCAGGAAGACAGUUACUCGAUGAACCCGCAAUACGCCGCGCCGUCGCCGGUCGCUAAAGACACUAUUCUGAUACCGUAUCUGAGUAAAAGUUGUAUAUCGUCAAUGGUGGAGAUCGGGCAAGGAUUUUUCGGAAAAGUUUACAAAGGUGUACUUAAACACACCGACGGCAAGUACGAAACGGUCGCCAUAAAAGUGUUAAAGGAUCACACCAACUCGGAGGCCAAAGAAGACUUUAUGAGGGAAGUAGAGAUAAUGACAUAUUUCAGGCAUCCAAAUAUCUUGACACUAAUCGGAGUUUGCCCCCAAGAAGAUAAAUGUUCACCGUGGAUGAUAUUCGAGUUCAUGGCAUAUGGAGAUUUAACUGAAGUACUGAGAAACAGCAGUGAUCAGUUUUCACAUUAUUCUGAACAUUUGCCGGUUUUGGAUAAAGAAGCGUUGUUGGUGAUAUCCUUACAAAUAGCGGCGGGCAUGAAGUAUUUGGCGAGUCAACGGUUUGUCCAUAGAGACUUGGCGUGUAGGAAUUGUUUAGUCGGCAACGAUUUAACUGUGAAAAUCGCUGAUUUUGGAAUGAGUCGAGACAUUUACACCUGCGACUAUUACAAAGUCGGAGGAUCUCGAUUGCUUCCCGUGAGAUGGAUGUCACCGGAGAGCGUCGUUUAUGGGAAAUUCACUUUGGAAUCAGACGUGUGGUCAUUCGGUGUCGUGUUGUGGGAAAUUUAUUCGCUAGGAAAACAACCGUAUUACGGUUAUUCCAAUGACGAGGUUUUAAAGUUAAUUCACGAUGGCGUGUUGUUGGACAUACCAUUGAACUGUCCUCCGGUUAUAUGCGUGAUGAUGAAUGGUUGUUGGAAAAGCGACCCUAAAGAACGUUUGAGGUUCAUUGACAUACACGAGCGCUUGAAAAAUGUCACCAAACGACCAGAACUGGACAGCCCGUUGCCCAGGCCACCCACUUUGCCGGUGAUCGUUGAUCAUCUGAGCUUGAGAAAAAUGCCUUCAGAAGAACUCUUGGACGUUGACGAUUACCUGCAGCCCGACGAACAACGUGUAGCUGUAGAGUACAUAAUGCCAUAUCCUGCAUAAUAAACUUUUGUAUUGUUCCUUUUGCUAUUAUAUUAUUAUAACGCAAGUUGUUUGUACUCAAUAAACAUAAGAUUUCGGAUAAGUAAUAAGUUUAAGAUAUAUAUAUAUAUAUAUAUUAUAAUGGUUAAUAUUUUAUAACAUUUAUUUAUUAUUUUUUUUUUUUUUUACAAUCUGUUACAUAAAAUUGAACAAUAAGUAAAAUAGAUAAAUGAAUAAAAAGUGGCUAACAUUAAUAAAAUUUAUUUAAAUUUUAAAUAUUUAUAUUUAUAUUAUAUUCAUUUAUUGGGAGAGUUGAUCUAGUAUUUUUUCGAUGUACAAGAAUUUUACAUCGAUUUUAAUAAGUAAAAUGUAAUAUAUUUUAAUGAUCUUAAACAUAAUUAGUAUAGUAUAAAGACAUAGUCAUUAAUGGCAUAUUAUGUUGUAUUGUAGUUUUAAGAAACACAUCAUUCAAUGCAUUUUUAAAUAUAAAUAGUUAUCACAAUAAUUGUUAAUGUUAAGAAAUCAGUAAUACAUAUAACUAUUCAUAGUGAACUGUGUAUACUACAUGUUUUUUGUUUACUGUUAUUGAAAAGUAAUUACAAUAAUCAAUUAGAAUUACUUAAUAAUUAGCAUUUACGUAAUAAAAAAUUUUUAUUUUACAUUUGAUUUAGUCUUCAGGGAUUUUUUAUUGUAUAAAUUAUAAACUAUUAAAUCAUAGUGUAAAUGUAAAUUGAAACUGUGCGCAGUAACAUUACAUUAUUUUUUGUACCAGUUACAUAAUAAUUUUUACAUUUUAAUUUUGUUAAAUCAUUAUAACACGAAUCAUUUAUUAAUCAGUUUGAAAUCAAAUAAAUCGUCAUUA
Molecule: messenger RNA, 3139 nt
Organism: Aphis gossypii (cotton aphid)
Lineage: Eukaryota; Metazoa; Arthropoda; Insecta; Hemiptera; Aphididae
Product: tyrosine-protein kinase transmembrane receptor Ror-like
Exons: 10
Coding region: 685-2298 (537 amino acids)
Biological process (GO): positive regulation of kinase activity; cell surface receptor protein tyrosine kinase signaling pathway; multicellular organism development
Cellular component (GO): axon; signaling receptor complex
Molecular function (GO): ATP binding; neurotrophin binding; neurotrophin receptor activity
Source: RefSeq, a predicted model, not a curated record